AUGGAUGAUAUAUGGAGCUCUACUACUUGUGAUGGUGUGCAAAGAUGCUUUCCAGAUGAUAAUAAUGGAAGUCGUAUACUAUCGACUUCUCGGCUCAGGAAGGUGGCUGAAUAUGUAAGUUCAGGUAACUCUACCACUAACAUGUCAUUCUUAGAUGCCAAUGAAAGUUGGAAUCUCUUCUGCAAUGUGUUUGGUCAAACAAAAUUUCUUUCCGUGUUUGAGCAAAUUGGAAGAAACAUAGUGAAGAAAUGUAAUGGAUUACCUCUAGCUAUUACUGUAAUAGCUAGUCUUCUCUCCAAGACAGAGGUGGCAAUGGAGAAGUGGAAUAAUAUUGCAGAAAAUGUGAGUAGAUAUGUAAUUGGGGAUUCUAAUGAUGCAUGUUCCAAAAUAUUAUAUUUGAGUUACAACCAAUUACCACACCACUUAAAAGCUUGUUUUCUAUAUUUUGGAGUUUUUCAAGAAGACUAUGAGAUGCCUGUGAAGAAGUUGGUUAGGUUGUGGGCGGCAGAGGGAUUUUUUAGGGCAGUGGACCAUCGAAAUAUGGAGGAAGUGGCCAUGGAAUGCUUGCAAGAUCUUGUUGAUAGAAGUCUUGUUUUUGUUAGCAAAAAGAGUUACAAUGGGAAAAUGAAGACAGUAAAAAUACAUGACUUGUUGCGUGAUUUGUGUUUGAGAGAAGCUCGACAUGAAAAUCUCUUGAAUGUCAUUGAAGAUGACAAACUUCCAUUUUACAAGAUGAAAUGCUAUUGUCGUUGGAUAAGCAAUGCAUCAUCAGAUUCUCAUCUACUUGCUUUGGCAAAGUGUUUUCACAGAUCACAUUCCUUACAUUUUCCUUAUAACUUUGAAUGUGUGGAACGUCUAUUUUUACACUUCAAACUACUAAGAGUAGUAGAAAUGGUGCAAACAUCUUCCCGUGAAUAUGAGGGACUAUAUUGUCUUGCAAAUCUUAUUCAUUUGAGAUACUUAGCUUUGUCGUAUAAAGAAUAUAACUCUUCCAAGCGGAGAUACUUUUCGUUGUGGUAUCCAGAAUAUCACGAGUUUCAUUUGAAGCGCUUUGAGAAUUGGAAUAUGCAAAGCUUUAUUGUUAGUGGAGUUAAUGCUACAUUGGAUUCCUCUUAG
This is a messenger RNA of Ipomoea nil (Japanese morning glory), 1116 nucleotides long. Its product is annotated as putative late blight resistance protein homolog R1B-17. Bases 1 to 1116 code for a protein of 371 amino acids. The transcript has a single exon. Gene Ontology annotation, biological process: defense response to other organism. Lineage: Eukaryota; Viridiplantae; Streptophyta; Magnoliopsida; Solanales; Convolvulaceae. Gene Ontology annotation, molecular function: ADP binding. The record is from RefSeq and is a predicted model, not a curated record.